Messenger RNA from Heterostelium album PN500, 369 nucleotides. Its product is annotated as LIM-type zinc finger-containing protein. The coding region runs from base 1 to 369 and encodes 122 amino acids. Lineage: Eukaryota; Evosea; Eumycetozoa; Acytosteliales; Acytosteliaceae. Gene Ontology annotation, molecular function: actin filament binding. The transcript has 2 exons. Gene Ontology annotation, biological process: actin filament bundle assembly. Gene Ontology annotation, cellular component: actin cytoskeleton; plasma membrane. The record is from RefSeq and is a predicted model, not a curated record.
AUGGCCACCAAAUUCGGAACAUCAGAGAAAUGUGUUGUCUGUACUAAGACUGUUUACUCACUUGAAAGAUUGGCUGCUGAUGAGCGUAUCUUCCAUAAAGCCUGUUUCAGAUGUACCACUUGCAACAAUGCACUCAAACUCGGUAGUUAUGCAUCAAUGGAACAAAAGACAUAUUGCAAACCAUGUUUCAAGAAAUUAUUCUUCUCAAAGGGUAAUUACUCUGAAGGUUUCGGUCAAUUGAAGCCACAACACCAACAUGACUUGAAGAAGGGUACCCCAACUGUUACCUCUGUCGAGCCAGUUCAAAUUCCAGUCAACUCUUCAGUGGUAGAACCAACCGCAACAGAAGUCGAGACUGCCUCCUCUUAA